Perca flavescens (yellow perch) is the source of this 3021-nucleotide messenger RNA. It is a transcript of the gene depdc4, whose product is annotated as DEP domain containing 4. NCBI's taxonomy places the organism in Eukaryota, Metazoa, Chordata, Actinopteri, Perciformes, Percidae. The coding region runs from base 31 to 1686 and encodes 551 amino acids. The transcript has 9 exons. Gene Ontology annotation, biological process: intracellular signal transduction. The record is from RefSeq and is a predicted model, not a curated record.
UACGGGUUUACGUCACACGGAGAGCUCGUGAUGGCGGUUGAUUUGACUCCGCGUUUUAGAAGGUUGAACAGCCAAACGAGGAGUUUUCGUGAAAAUAUACAGCAUGGUUUCUCGGGGCCCUUUGGUGCCACCCAGCUGUGGCACAACAUCAUCCAAGCCCUGCAAACCCAGGUGGAGGUGCGUCGCUGUAGAAGGCAUCUACGCGUUCAUGCCGAAUGUUUCACAGGCUCAGACGCUGUGGAUGCCGUCCUCAGUUAUUUGAUGCAGAAUGUGGUGUUUUGCACAAGUGAAGUGUCUCGCCUCAAAGCUGCUCGACUCUGCCAGGCUCUGAUGGAGGCCAAGGUGUUCGAACCAGUGGGUACCAAGCUGUUUUGCAAAGACAAAGAAGUGACCUUUGAGGACAGCAGCUGCAGCCUUUACCGUUUCCUGGAAUAUAAAGUGUUAGCCAAUUCUGCCAUGAAGGAGUCCGAUUGCCAUAGUGACACAGAAAACAUGUCAGCAGAGGAACAGGGGCUAAAGAGGAAGAAGAGCUCCAGGAGGCUGAAUGAACUGAGGACGAUCUCUAAUCCUCUUGCUGUUGGACCAUCAGACAGGAGGGUUGAGAGGCUGCUGAGGACCAUCAACCUGCGACCAACCUUGUGUCCAUCUUUAAACGCUACCCCCACUACUUCUGCCUUUCUGUCCAAAACUGUGGUGGCUGAGGUUUGGAAGCAGCAGACACUGCUGCAGCUGCUGCAGAUCGUAGAGCUGCCAAUGCUGGACUGCAUCCUGACCUCUCCUGCCAGGGUUCAGCUCCGUGCCUGCAGAGCUCCUCUGGCCACCCAGGACCUGGUUAUAUCUAACACAUGUCUGGAGAGAGAGCUGCCCAACGCCCUAAAUCUGCCCCAGUUGGAUGGGUGGCUGUCGGCAGCGGCAGACUGCUUGGAGCUCUUUCCCGACCAGCUGAUCGUGGUUGCAGGGGAACAGCUCAGCCAACAAGGUGGCAUUGCAUUUUUAGAAGAUGACCAGGCAGAACAGAUGGCAAGCCAAAAGAGACUGCUCUUUGACACCAUUGCCAAGUACUACAGUGGACAGGAAAAAGCUCCGCUGCUCUCAGGACGCCACCUUGACAUACAUGCUGCAAUUCUGAAUUUGCUGGAUGAAGGGAAGUUGCAGGAUGCCAUCAAAGCAUCUCAGUUGUGUUUUCGACUGCUGGACACAAGUGUGAGAGAUGAACUCAGGAGACUACUGGCCUUUAUGGCCACAGCAGCUCGCCCAGAUGCUUGCCGUCUUCAAAAACAGAUUGAUAACAGGGCCUUGGUCAGCCGCACUUUUCAGAGAGCAAUUGUCCAGAAUCAUGAACUGACUCGAUCCCAAAGUGAAAUCCUGGUGCUGUUUCUCAUGGACAAAUGCACCGAGCUCUUCAAGACUCCUAUGUCCCUUAUUGAAGCUGUGAGGAGAACACUGAGGACUAUGCAGCAGGGAAAAGACCCUGACUCAAUUGCCACGUUCACCUUCUGCCAGCAGGUGACGCCACAGGAGUACGAGGAUCAGCGAGAGGCCACCACCUUGGAGAGCCUCAAACAGCUUCUUUGUGACAUUUCCUCCAGCAAAACCAUACCGGUCAAGGAGAGGAGGAGGCUGCUCAAAGAGUUUGAAAAACAUCACCCCGUGGUCUUCAUCCAGCAUUUAUCCAGCACCUUCUGAAAACGCACAACUGAAGGGUUAUUGUAACACUGAAAAGCUAGUUUGCAGUGGUACAGUGCUUACACUGAAGAAUGAUAAUUGAAUGCACUUCAUGGGUCAAAGUUUAAGGAUAGACACCUACAGCAUGAUCGCAUGGCUUAAAAUUCCUUUAAGUCACAAGAGGCCUACAAUAGUUGUUUUAUUUGUAUAUAUAUUAUUAAGUCGGUCUUGUUACAGCCCUGUAGCAUUGGAUCCAUUGUCUAUCUGAUCGACAUUUCAUUUUGAUGAAGCAUUUUGAGAUAUAACUCUGUCCAAGUCAUAGGUUUGAAUGGUUUUGCAUUAGUUUAUUAACAAUGAAAUAGCAAUUAAUCUAUGAUAUCUGGUGCCUAAACGUGUGUAGACUGUGAGCCGUGGUGGUUUCAGCUGUUGGUAGCGGUUGACAUUUUGUAUUAAGUGAGGAUACAUUUUUAAAUUUUACAUUAAUGACACUGAUUUGAUGUUAAAGAAAUGAAUAAUGUUUAAAAAGUGCUUUUGUGCACUAGAUUGUCCUAGCAUUGCUGUGGAAUACAGUAUAUGCAAAGUAAAAGGGAUUCCUGAAAAAACUACUCUCGAGUUUGAUCAGCCAUUUAGUCAGCUGUUUUGAGGCUGCAAUUGGUAAACAGCUUGUGCACUAAUUGAGGUACUUCUUGGUCCAGGUAUUGAUACUGUAUUUGGAUAAACCUAUGUGUUCAUUAAGAUCUAUUUAAGUUAGGCUUAUUUGAGCUUUGGUAAUGGAAGUGCGGUUUGCAGAAGUAAUGCUGUGCACUUUGAUCAGGCAUUAAUAUUUCUACAUGUCAAAUGAAGAACAACAAUAUUAUUGCAGCCUUUUUGUUUUGAGUUUUACCGAAGCAUACUCUAGUAUGGUUAAGGGAAAAAUACUGGUAAACGCAACACUAAUGUAGCUGAAUAAAGUUUAAUUCUAACUUGAUUCUGUUAGCGAUGAAGACAUUUUUCUCUGAUUUGUAAAAUUAAGACUAAUAUGAAAUGAAAGCAGUAAGGGUACAAUAAUGUAUUAGGCUAACCAUAGCUCAGGUUAAUAUAAUUCUUUUUAAUUUUCAGGGUUUUUAAGCUUGUUUUUAGUGCCAAAUCUUGGUCAAAUGUUUUAAUUGUAACUGUUUAGGAUUUUACUUGAGAAAUGGACAUGAUUCCUUUUUACAAAAGAUGUGUUAAUAUUGUUUUACACUACUAAUUUAAUCUUUGGUUAAGCAUAAUGCCUCAGUUGGAUUGUAUUAUUUUACUUUGUGAAGCCAUGGCCAUGUAAAAGUAAUUUACAGUCAAAUCUCUUUAAGUCAGCAUCUUUUGUUCUUUACGUACACU